CAGGUGCCGCCCACAGAACCCUGGAGGCGGAUCAGCUGUGUCCCACCUGUCCUUACUUCCUGCCCACGUCCGUCGAGGUCACCACACCUGUGGGCAUCCCGGCCAACCUCACCUGCGGCGUCAGGCAGCUCGGGGACAAGAAGGUGUCGUGGAUCAGGCGCCAGGACCUGCACGUGCUGACCACAGGUAACUUCACGUACACGACGGACACGAGGUUCCGCGCGCUGCACCUGCCCGGCUCGCCCUUCUGGAGCCUGGAGGUGGACCGGCCCGCCAUCACCGACUCCGGCCUCUACGAGUGCCAGGUGUCCACGCAGCCCAAGAUAUUCCGCCGCUUCAGGCUCAGCGUUGUGGUCCCCAGCGCGCGCAUCACCGGCUCGAGGGAGAUCUUCAUGAAGGCGGGCAGCGACAUCAACAUCACGUGCGUGGUGAAGGGCGCCAUCAGGGGAGCGCCCGUCACCUGGUACCACGUGCUGCCCCGCGACCCACCCAAGGAGGAGCUGGUGGAGAUCAACGCCGGGGGUCGGGGCGGCGUGCAGCUGGUGACGGACAAGAACUCAGGCACCAGCUGGCUCCUGGUCACCCACGCCACCUGGAGGGACGCCGGAAACUACACGUGCGCGCCCGUGCACGCCACGCCCGCCUCGGUGUCCGUCCACGUGCUUGACGAGGCUCCAGCCGAGCUCCAAAACGACCCCCAGCCGAGCCGGGCCCAGACGUCCACCCAAGGAACGCCAGGCCUCCCGCUGCUCCUGCUGGGGCUUCACCGUCUGCUGGGACGCGACAGGACGAGAACGUGGUGCCUCUGGGUUCUCCUGGCAGCCUGUCUAGGGUUCUCCAGCACCGUCAGGGGUACGAGUGGCCUUCAGGACAUCUCUCAGACUAGUAAGGAAGCCAAGGCAUUGUUGAAAGUCGCCGCGAGGGAGGAAGGUGGUUUGCGGAUAUCCUUUGCUUCUACACUUCCUCCUUUUCUCUCUUUGUAUCCUACACUUCAUUCUCGCCUUCCUCAUCCUUCGUCUGAUAUACUCCACCCUUCUCCUCAUCGUUGGAAUCCUACACAACCUCUUCCUUUUCUUCCUCUUCCUCCUCCUCCUCCUCCUCCUCCUCCUCUCGAAGGCACCAUGACAAACCACUCAGUUCCGACGCCCACGGCGGGGCAUGUGGGAAGCGAGGCGCGGGGGACGUAA
This is a messenger RNA of Eriocheir sinensis (Chinese mitten crab), 1187 nucleotides long. RefSeq lists its product as uncharacterized. The transcript has 6 exons. Lineage: Eukaryota; Metazoa; Arthropoda; Malacostraca; Decapoda; Varunidae. The record is from RefSeq and is a predicted model, not a curated record. Gene Ontology annotation, biological process: synapse organization. Bases 393 to 1187 code for a protein of 264 amino acids. Gene Ontology annotation, cellular component: neuron projection membrane.